AGGGAGGAGACUCCAGAUGUGGGGUAGUACAAUGUGGCGCUGCGAGGUCCUCCUUCACUCACAGGACGCAUGAGAGCUGCUGAAAGACGGAGCUAAUUGAACCAAAGUUAGUGUAAAGUCAGUCUACCUCCCAGAGCGACCAUGAGAGUCCUCCUACUAAUCUGCAUGCCAGUUCUGCUGCUCGCCCAGGGCCAGUACCAGGAACCGUUUCCUUUUCUGGAGGACUAUGGGCUGGAUUAUUUCCCAGAGAAUCCAGACAAUGAAAAUACUGAUUCCCUUCCUGGAACCUACCAGCAGCAGGUUCAGCUGGAGCCAGUGGUCCGUCCAGAAAAAUCAAGGUCUGAUUUGGAGACGGAGCCCACAGAGCCUGGCCCUCUCGAUUGCAGAGAGGAGCAGUAUCCCUGCACCAGACUCUACUCAGUUCACAAGCCAUGCAAGCAAUGCCUCAACAGCCUGUGUUUCUACAGUUUGCGACGGGUGUACGUCAUCAACAAGGAGGUCUGCGUGAGGACUGUGUGUGCGCACGAGGAGCUGCUCAGAGCGGAUCUGUGUCGUGACCAGUUCUCUCGCUGUGGCGUGGCGGCCCUGAGCGGUCAGUGUGCAUCACUGGGAGGAAGCUGUGGGAAGAGCUGCGGUGGCUGCUGAUCAUCAGGGACACAACCUGCCCAGAUACUGCCGCUCCUCCACCUCCUCUUCCUCUUCACUUCACACUCCUCCUCCUUCCACCCUGUCGCCCCUCACUUUGCUUCCUGCCUCUCCCGUACUGCUCUGUACUCUUGUGCGAAAAGCACUCCUGCAGUUGCAUAUUCUUCUGUUGUUUAUCCUCAUUUUCUCACACGUGUGUCUGCCCACUAGAUCCUGUGUGUGCAGAUAAAUAUACUCCAAAGAACAUUGAUGAUUGUAUAAAUCACUGGUGCUAUAAAAACGUUUAGAGGUGCACAUAAAACUGCGGAACAACCUUUUACUAUUUUUUGUUUUUGCAUAUUGUACCGUAUUAAUCUCAUGCUUUUGUGUCUGUUGACAUGUUACUGUACUUGUGUCAUUGUCGUGACUCAUCAAUGCACUGUCAUUGUGCACUGGCAUCACACGAAACUAAUCAAGAUGCAGCCAUCAACUGUCUCACUGUGGAAGAUCAUGAGAUGUGUGAAGAAACAGGUGGUGAGUGACCUCAGUUUUCGCACUACUGCCACCUGGAUCUGUGCUAAGCAACUGAGCAGUGGCGACUAGUGCUUUGAAAAGGCAUCUCACAAAUGGCCUCUGUACUACUGCUUUGUAAAACUGUCACUAUAAAGACUGAGAACAAAAUAAACUUUUUUAUAUACUACA
Acanthochromis polyacanthus (spiny chromis) is the source of this 1326-nucleotide messenger RNA. It is a transcript of the gene mfap2, whose product is annotated as microfibril associated protein 2. The transcript is spliced from 9 exons. Bases 142 to 645 code for a protein of 167 amino acids. Gene Ontology annotation, cellular component: microfibril. Gene Ontology annotation, biological process: embryonic eye morphogenesis. The record is from RefSeq and is a predicted model, not a curated record. Lineage: Eukaryota; Metazoa; Chordata; Actinopteri; Pomacentridae.